Molecule: messenger RNA, 9127 nt
Organism: Zingiber officinale
Lineage: Eukaryota; Viridiplantae; Streptophyta; Magnoliopsida; Zingiberales; Zingiberaceae
Product: serine/threonine-protein kinase ATM-like
Biological process (GO): DNA repair
Molecular function (GO): protein binding; protein serine/threonine kinase activity
Source: RefSeq, a predicted model, not a curated record
AGGAGAUUAGAAAACCCUUGCUCUCUUCCUUCGACGUCUUCUACUAUUCCUCCGCAUCCGCGGUCGCCGUGCUCCCUUGAAAUCCUUCGCGCUCCAUCACCAUGGCGAAGUAGGAGGCGAAACCAUUUCCGGAGCCAUGGCGACCUCGAGGGAUGUCCAGGAGAUCAUCUCCAAGCUAUCGUCCGAUAAAGCCAAGGCUCGGGAGGAAGGGGUAAAACUUUUGAGUAGCUGGUUAGAAGGUGAGCGAUCGGUGGAUUUCUGCAAGCUUCUCAGCCGGAACACUGCCAAGAUCAAGCCGGAUGAGAUCCCACACUCUGAGACAUGGCCUUUUCUAGUCACGUUGCUCAUGAGAUGCAUCUCGUCAGAAAUUUCUACAAGUAAGAAACGCCCACCAAAGUUGAUCUUUGCGAAGACUCUUCGAAUGACAAUUCAGUAUGCAGAAGAUGCAAGGAUCUCAGGAAACAGUUUUCUUUUAUUUUCUGUUGUGAAAGUGGUAUUCAAUCAUGCAUUGGAUGUUAUUAAGGAUGUUCCUAGCUAUCAGUUAGAAUACAACAGCAUUCUUAGGCAUCUUCUAACUGUCAAAGAGUACCGAUAUCAAAUGAGGAAGCGGGUUUAUUGCGGUCUAAUAGUUCUCUACACCACCAAGUUGGGUACAUUGAUGGAUUUGAAUCCUAGCCAGGCCGGUUCCAAUGAGGAUAGUUUCCGCACUAUCGUAAUUCUUUAUGUUCUCUUAGAAAACCCACCUGGUGAUUAUCCAGAUAACAUUCGAGAAGAUGUUGUGCAGACAUUUACAAAAAUUUUCUUCAAAGUGCGGGUUGUUCACUUCUAUCUGUAUCAAGGACUAAAGAGUUCCUUUAUUAAUUAUAUGAGGAUUCAACUAAGCCUGAUUCGAAGUUUAUCAGAAGGAGCUCCAAUUAUAGAACAAUUUCUUGAUGUUAUCACCAAAGAAUUUGACCAUGGCAUAAAUGUUGCUGGAGUGCUUUGGUAUGAUGUAUCUAAAGAUGAUAAAUCUGGAUCUCUUGGUAGCAUUCGACAAAGCCUCAUGGAGCUUGCAGCCACUGUUUUCUAUCAGGCCUGCAGAAUUAAGUGCAAAGCGACUUGUAAUGAGAGUAAUGAGAAACGGUUGAAGAUGGAGCAUGCUACUGGUCGUGUUAAGGAUGGGAUCAUGAAAGCUUCUUGCCUAUGGAACGGGGCAUUUUCUUUUCUUAUUCAUAAUUAUGGUCUUCGACUGGAUAAGACCUUAUUAAUCUAUUGGUUUGAAGGUGCGAUUGAAGGUUUGAAAAGGAUACUAGGUGGUUCUACUUUGAAUUCACAUGAUGCACUUCUUUGGCUUUUACGGGCAUUGCAGGGAUUUUCAUCUGUGUUCCUGUUUCAUGGUUUCCAUCACCUAGAAGAGCGUCCCAAGAACUCAUGGUUCACCUCAAAUGAGAUUACAAAUCUCAGAAAUUGUUGGCAAGAGAUUUGGAGUUAUUUGAUGCGGGGAUUACUUGUUCUGAGUAGUUUCUCUUCUAUUAUUGAUGUUACUUUGACACUACUUGGCAAUAUGAUUGAGAGGGAUCAAGUUAGUGUAAUUGCAGUUCCUCGAGAUAUAUGGGAUUUGAGGACAUUUAAGCACAUGCCUACAAUUUUGAGGGCAUUUGAUCAUCUUAUUGAGGCACAAGUGGUUGUAAGAUUUGAGAUUAAUGUUUCUUCCAUGACUACUUUCAGAUCUUUUAGAACCAAAUAUAAUGUGCUUAAGAAAAUCCUUGUUUCAGUUUUUCUCUCUGCUAUUCUUUCAAGGAAGUGUUGCAUCUGUGUAUUCUUUCUGUCAACUUUUUCGACUACUAAACUAAUACUUCUUAAGUUGCAGCAAGCUGGUGUAUGGAAUGCACAAAUGGUUGCACUCGUUCCUGAGGCUGUAUUUUCUCUUUGUGCUGGUACUGUGUCUCCUGUUCCUUCUGGACAUUUAUCCAUGGCUCCUAGAUCUUGUGAGGACUGUGCCGAGUGUGGACAGAUUCUUCUGAUGACGGAUGAACUGGAACAUCUUGAAAAAGUUUUAGAAUGUUCUGUGGAAGCUUUGGCAGAAAUUAAAUGUGUACCUUCCUCUAAGGAGAAAACAAGCUGCCAUAGUUGUGUAUGCCUUCCCAAUCAGAUCAGACAACCAUUAAUUCAUGAACUUAAAGAACACCUUGCUGAUUUUGUAACUUCAAAUUCCAACUUAGCAGAGACUUCUCUUUCAUCUCAAUUUUAUUUGUGUUCCCUUUUGUGUAAUAGCAUCUACUAUUCAAUAAUAUCAAGGAUUACAGAAGGAGAUAAAUCUGUCAUUCACGCUAAGGUUAUUGAGUAUAUUUUAAUGAUUCUGGAUCACAUUCUUUUGGUGGUAGAGGAUAGAUGCAACGAAUUGAGAUGCUACAAUUUUGUUAAUAUUGGUUUUGUGCUUGACUCUGCUGGGUCCACUGCAUCCUCUCUGUGUAGCUUGUUGUCCUCACCACUAUUUAAGCUUUUGAGUGGCAAUGAUGGCUCUGUUUGCCACCUUGUCAGGGUCACACAUGCAAUUGAGAAACUGUUGGUCGUCUUUGGAAAAUUAUUCAAUGUGUUGUCAAAUGUUUCAAGCAAUAUGCCUGAGAUAGAUUUUGACCAUCUAUCUGUAUCAUCUAUGGAUUCUUCACAAUGUAUAAUUGCUGAACAUAGUGCCAGAAUUGUUGAUAUGGAGCUUGAUGCUUAUGUAUCUUCAAAAGAUGUGGAUCUUGUUGCACUGCGUGGGAAUAAAAAUUCCAUUUCUUCAACACCUUUGCAGUGGAAGUUAGAAUUGGUUUCUAUCAUUUCAAAUUUUUAUGCAGCAUUACCAUGCUGUACAUGGGAAAUCUUGUCUGAGAUGAUGGGGAAAGAAAAUGACUCUAAGGUUCGUGAAAAUAUUUUGUUUAACCUUUGCAAACAUUUUUCUGGCCCUUCGGGAAGUUUAUCUGCCUUGGUUAGUUUGAUAAGUGACUUUACAAAUAAGGAUGGAAUUAUGAAGUUUUAUAACAGAAAUAUUUUGACUUGCAUUAAUGUUCUGUUGAAGUCAUUGGAGUCCAUUUAUUCUAGCAGAAAUUCAAAGAAAAAGAGUCAAGUAUCCAAUGAAAGCAUGCCAUUUGAGGAUUUGAAUUCUCUUUGCAACAUCCUUAAUGCAAUUGCUGAGGUUGGUCUUGCAGAUUGGUAUGCUCGUAUUGAGCUGAUAAAUUGUAUUAGUUGUCUUGUUUUGAUAGAGCCUCAAUCUGCCCAGGUUUUGAUUGAAAGACUUCUGGUCAUGCUUCAAGACCCUGAUUAUCGUGUUAGACUCUUUUUAGCUAGAAAGAUUUCCCUCCUUUUUCAGACAUGGGAUGGCCAUAAUGAGUUGUUCAAUGACAUUUGUUUGAAUUUUGGUUUGGAAAUGGUGAGGUUUGGUAAAGGGAAGACUGUGAAGGCCCAUCAGAUCUUAGAUGCAGGUCCACAGGGCACACUUUUUGUAGAAACAGCUCUUAUCACUUUGGCGCAUCUGGCCUUAGCUAGUGAAGAAAUUGAAAUUGAGGCUGCCUUUAUGAUGUGUGUGGUUGCUGCUAUGGAGCCUGCUGAACGAGAGCUGGUGUAUGCACUUCUUGACAAUUUAUCAAGAAGUCUCCAAUAUGCUUCCAAAAGCAAGUACUUGGAGCAGCUGAUCGGUCCAAUCCUUGCUCGUUGGGUGGCUUGUGAUGUAAAUUUAAUGUCCCUUAUUGAGGUACAAAGUCUAUUUUGUGAUGAAUCAAAUGUAAAAUGUUUUGUGAAAUACUGUUGCCCAUGGCUUCUACCUCCUCUAAUGUUGUCUGGAGAUAAUGCUCGUCUUAAUUGGAUAUCAAAGGUUUCUCUGCAGCCUCUAUCUGAUCUUGUAAAGGAAUACUUUGUGCCAAUUUGUGCGUCAUGCAUUGCGGUGUAUUGUAGUAUGAGAUCUGACAAGGAAAUUGCAGGGCUGGCCCUUAACAAUUCAAUUUUGCAGUUUGGCAAAAUUUCUGAGGUUGAGAGAGAUGAACUUGUUAAGAAAAACAUGGUGUCAAUUGUCAGCUUCCUUCUGUCACUUACUUCCUGUUCUGUUGAUCCUGAACUGCCAUACUUUACAAAAGAUACUGUGGUUCUUGCAGUUCAAACAGUUGUAGAUGGUUUUCUAGAUAUAGAUACUAAUCACAUCAGUGGUGUUGUGGACAAAAUAAAUAUUUUUCGCCCUGACAGGAUUUUCAUGUUUUUGUUAGAGAUACAUUAUCAGAUAACUGCUGCAGUUCAUACACGACAUAUUUGCCAUCGACUAUCUGCAAUGGAGGUUCUUACUCGGCUAAUCGGGCAUAGGGCUACUAAUCCUAGUAGUUCAUAUUUCUAUUUCAGCUAUAUUAUGAGUAUUAUUGGCCAGUUGAUUUGUAGUCAAUUCCUCCAAGAACAGUGUUGUAUUAUCCUCUCUACUUUGCUUGAGGCAUUUAAAACAGAAUCUGGAAAGGAUGCUUACAAUGUGCUUGGUGAACAGCUUCAGUUUUUGGUUUCAAAGUUGGUAUCAUGUUGCAUUCCUACCGAAUCCCAAGAAGAAAAGAUUGCUCCUCUUUCACCCAGGAUAAUAUCUUUGCUCCAUGAACUAAUUGUAGAUGCUGACCCAUUGCUUCUAGAUCAUAUCAAAGAGUUGGAGCUUUUCCCGGAGGUCAAAUCAUUGGAGAAAAUACGACUAUUUCAUGAUGACCUCUGCCACAGUUAUUCUGUGAGGGAUCAACUUUUGAAGGAUUCUUCAACUGAAAAGGGGUUUGCUGCUUUAUCGUCUCUUGAUGCAUAUGAGAAGUCUCUGGUUGUGGUUCAUUCAAAAGGUGUGAAUAUUGAUGUCGUGGAAAAAAUGCUUUUGGAUAUGAGAAAAACUUCUGAUGGAGCAGUUUCAUUGGAAGAUUCUUCUCUGUGGACAACACACAGUAAAACUUACAAAAUGUGGGUCUGCACAUUGGUGCACUCACUUAUUCUUCAUUGUGAUGAUAUAAUUCUUAGACUUUGCCAAAAUAUAGUGUUACGGAAAGAGGAGAUAGCUGAGCUUUUAUUUCCAAAUGUCUUGGUGAAUAUAGCUAAGACAAUUGGUUCAGAUAAUCACCUUUGUCAUAUUAUCUCUCAAGAGGUUGAGAAGAACAUCUUUUGUGAUUCUAAUGACUUGGUUAAGUCAAUUCAAACUAUGCUGAGUGCAUUGAACAAACUUCGAUCUAUCUAUGUUGCAGAAAUAGCUGGUUCUUUCUCAACAUCUAUGAAGCAUAGCAGAACCCCAACUGGAACAAAAACUCGUGGUGCAUCAGCAACUUCAAAAGACCGUUCACUUAAUGUUUCUAUGUCAAAGUCUUCAUGGAAAAAGGUGUACUGGCUUUCAAUUGACUAUCUUGUGGUAGCUAAAGCAGCUGUUCAUUGUGGAUCAUACUUCACAGCAGUUUUGUACAUUGAACAUUGGUGUGAAGAACGUUUUAAUGGUCUUCAGUUAGGAUACCCUGAUUUCUCACAUCUGGAAUCGUCGCCUCCACAUGUGGAUCUGCUUAUGACUGCAUUUGAACAUAUUAACGAGCCAGACAGUAUAUAUGGCAUUGUCCAAACAAACCAGGUAAAAUUGCUGAAUUAUUUAUAUUAUGAUUUACUUGUGAGAUCUGCUUCCGUUGGCUAUGGAAAACAUUCUUUUGCUGAUUCACUCACUUCUUCUCAAGCCAAUGCAGAGAAAAGUAGUUGGAAGUUUUACAAAGGUUUAAUGAGAUCAUUGCAGAAAACAGGUUGCACUCAUAUAUUGGAUGUCUACUGCCACGGAUUGACUAAUUAUAGUGCCUAUCUGCAACAUGAUUCUGAAUUUGCUGAUUUGCAGUAUGAAGCUGCUUGGAGGUCUGGAAAUUGGGACUUCUCAUUGUUUCUGGAGAGCACUCCUUAUUCAAGACAAUCUUCUAGUAGUUGUCAAUUCAACGAGAACUUGCAUAGUUGCCUGAGGUCCUUGUAUGAGGGAAAUGCCAGUAAUGCUUUUCUUUUGAUCAAACUUGAAUGCUGCCCAGGUGGAAAUCAAACCAUCAAAUUAUGUAUAUAUAUAGGAUUUGCUUCUAUCCAUUGCAAGUGUGAAUAUAUUCAUUCAGCCAUUGUGAAACUUCAGAUAUUAGACCAUCUCGGUGUCUCCUGGGACAUCCGCUGGAAGCCACACAAUCAUCAGAAAACUACAACAUACUCAAAGAUAACUAAAAUUUCACAUGAUCCUGUUAUCCCAACAGAAGACCAGUUGGGAUGGUUUAAAACUGAAUGGCGUACUGUCUUAAGGCAUGCACAGCUACAUUUAAAUUUGUUUGAACCUUUGAUUGCUUUUAGGCGUGUUCUAUUUCAAAUUUUAGAUUGCAAAGAGUUCACAACCGAACAUCUGCUGGAAUCUGCUUCAACUUUCCGUAAGGGUUCCAGGUUCUCCCUUGCUGCUUCUGCUUUAAAUGAGCUGAAGCAACUCUGCUGUCAGAUGGAACAGAAACCUACAUCGCAAAUGUAUUUCCUUGGAAGGCUUGAAGAAGCAAAACUAUUAAGAGCUCAAGGUCAGCAUGAUAUGGCUAUCAAUCUUGCAAGAUACAUUGUAGAGAACAACUCCACAGGAGAAAAGAUGGCUAACAUUUAUCGAUUGGUUGGGAAGUGGUUGGCUGAAACUAGAUCUAGCAACUCAAGGAUUAUCUUAGAACAGUACUUGAAACAUUCAGUGGAAGUCACAGAGUUGAGCAAAAGUACAAGUAAGAAAUACUUGUCUAGACAAUGCCAAAGCUAUUACCAGUUAGCACACUAUGCAGAUGGUCUAUUCCAAAGCUAUGAAGCAAGACUAGCUUCUAGUGAGUGGCAAGCAGCUCUGCGGUUGAGAAAGCACAAAACGAGGGAGUUGGAUGCACUCAUCAAGAGGCUAAAAGGUUCUUCGAAGGGUGAGAAAAUAGAUUACUCAAUCAAGAUACAAGAGUUGCAAAAACAACUUACAAUGGACAGGGAAGAGGCUGAAAAAUUGCAUGAUGACAGAGAGAACUUCCUUAGCCUCGCUUUAGAGGGAUACCGGCGUUGUCUUGUUAUAGGUGGCAAAUAUGAUCUGACAGUGGUAUUUCGUCUUGUUUCCUUGUGGUUCAACUUCUACUCGAGAAAUAAUGUUGUCCACGAGAUGAUUAGUACAGUGAAGGAGGUUCAAUCAUACAAAUUUAUACCACUGGUAUAUCAGAUUGCGUCAAGACUUGGUAUCUAUAAAGAUGGACAAAGCUCAACCAGUUUCCAGAUUGCUUUGGUUUCUCUUGUAAGGAAAAUGGCUAUAGAUCAUCCAUACCAUACUAUUUUCCAGCUUCUUGCUUUAGCAAAUGGGGACCGUGUAAAAGACAAGCAAAGGAGUAGAAACUCAUUUGUUGUAGACAUGGACAAAAAACUUGCAGCAGAGAAUCUCUUGAAUGAGUUAUUGACAUUUCAUGGAGCUCUUAUAAGACAGAUGAAACAAUUAGUUGAGAUUUACAUCAAACUUGCUGAAUUGGAGACAAAAAAAGAGGAGACUAAUAGGAGAGUACCGUUACCCAGAGAAAUCCGAAAUAUUCGUCAGCUAGAACUUGUACCAGUUGUCACAGCUACAGUUCCUGUUGAUCCCACUUGUCAAUAUCAGGAAGGUUCUUUUCCACAUUUCAAGGGCUUGGCUGAUUCUGUAAUGGUAAUGAAUGGCAUAAAUGCUCCCAAAGUAAUUGAGUGCCUUGGUUCAGAUGGUCAUAUAUAUCGUCAACUUGCAAAGUCUGGGAAUGAUGAUUUACGACAGGAUGCUGUCAUGGAACAAUUUUUCGAUUUGGUAAAUAAUUUCUUGCAGAAUAAUAGAGAUACUUGGAAAAGAAGGCUAAGAAUUCGUACGUACAAGGUAGUACCCUUUACUCCGAGUGCUGGUAUACUUGAAUGGGUUGAUCGUACUAUUCCACUUGGCGAAUACCUUUUAGGAAGUGCAAGAAAUGGUGGAGCACAUGGACGUUAUGGGGUUGGCGAUUGGACAUUUCUUCAGUGCAGGGAAUACAUGAUGAAUGAGAAGGACAAGAGGAAGGCAUUUGUGAAAAUCUGUGACAAUUUCAGGUCUGUUCUGCAUUAUUUUUUUCUGGAGAAGUUUUUGCAACCCGCAGAUUGGUUUCAAGGCAGGCUUUCUUAUACAAGAAGUGUUGCAGCAAGUUCCAUGGUUGGUUACAUCGUAGGACUUGGAGAUAGGCAUUCAAUGAAUAUUCUCAUAGAUCAAGAAACUGCAGAAGUAGUCCACAUCGACCUUGGGGUUGCCUUUGAGCAAGGACUUAUGCUUAAAACUCCAGAGAGGGUUCCAUUUAGGCUGACUAGGGACAUUAUAGAUGGGAUGGGUGUUACCGGUGUUGAGGGUGUCUUCAGAAGAUGUUGUGAAGAAACUCUCUCUGUCAUGAGAGCAAAUAAGGAAGCACUGCUAACUAUUAUUGAAGUAUUCAUCCAUGAUCCUUUGUAUAAGUGGGCACUCUCACCUCUGAAAGCUUUGCAGCUGCAAAAGGAAACUGAUGAUGGUGUGGAUGCAAGCCUGGAGAGUUCACAAGAUGAUGAAGGAAACAAAGAUGCUGCACGAGCUACCCUCAGAAUCAAAGAAAAAUUAGAUGGUUAUGAAGCAGGUGAAAUAAGAAGCGUGCAGGGUCAGGUCCAGCAACUCAUACAGGAUGCAAUUGACAUUGACCGGUUGUGUCAUAUGUUCCCCGGUUGGGCGGCAUGGUUGUGAGAAAGCUUAUCAACUCUGUUGUGUUUCAACUUGCCAGAACCAUCUCAAAGCGCCUUCACAUUUUGAACCUGUGAUGCAGCGACAGAAAGGAGCAAAGCAUGUUUGAUCAUUAAAGUGAAGAAUCCAGGGUGCUAGUUGACCUGCCCAAUGUUUUCCUCUAGAUGGAUGGAGUGUCGACAUGAAAUUUAAGUACUUUAUCUGAAAAAUUGGGUACCAGAGUAAUGCAUGCUCACUUGAAUCGAACAUGAAAAAUGUUUUGACCCACCUGUUUUUAUCUCCUAGGAAGCAGAAGCAAAAUUCGAAUAUCUAAGUUGCUGUAUAUAUCACACGAAUCUUGGACAGACUAUUUAACCAUGUUAUUAUAGAAAUGCAUCUUCGUGGAAAUUGCUUAUUUCAAUUUUAUCGGAAUUUUAUUAAUUA